AUGAUACAGGGAUCUAUUAAAAACAAGUUAACGCACGUAAAGUCCCUGGGGACCGUUCCGAUAAAACAUACAAUACCGAGUAGGCAUGAUUCUCGGAAUAAGGAGAUAGUGGGGAGAGUUGUCAAGCAACUAGAGUUCGAUAAGUACAAUGUGCAGUAUAGCCGGGAGUCCCUAAAACGGUGCCUUUAUCCCAGUAAGGAUAUAUUGGUUCCAAUUGAUGCGGAUCGUAAAGUAGAAGUACGAAAUAAAGUGCUAAUAGGACAAGGCCGUCAUUUGCUCAAUUUACAAUGGAACAUAGCGAUGCUUAGGUUAUUCAAGCGAACACCUGAUAAUCUCAAUGGGUUUGAUUUUAACUAUUCUGAGAAGUCUUCCAUAUUGGCAGAGUUGAGGCAACGGGACAUCACGCGUCUAUAUGUACAGUAUCUCAGGGACCAUGACUUGAAGGGCAUCGCUCGGAUAGAAAUCCCAGCUGAUCGGGUCAGCUCUCGGCUACAAAAGAGGCAAGACUUACAAGCAUUCUUGGGAAUAAUGGGUUACAUAUCAUUAUUGAACAGUGAACCCACACUCAUCAACUUCAUCAAUCGUAGCAUAAUCAUAAAGAUAAUAAACCCUUUGAUAUCAUGA
This is a messenger RNA of Nakaseomyces glabratus, 624 nucleotides long. RefSeq lists its product as uncharacterized. The record is from RefSeq and is a predicted model, not a curated record. Lineage: Eukaryota; Fungi; Ascomycota; Saccharomycetes; Saccharomycetales; Saccharomycetaceae.